CGCCGCCCGGCGUUGCGACGCUCUCCGCAGAGAAACACACAGCCUCUCCUGCUGCUCCUGCCCGCGUCAGUCGUCGAUGGGCACUGCGGCGCGCGGCCCGCCCGAGCACACGUAACAUACGCAACACGCGCACGCAAACAACUUCCGUGUCUAGUCUUCCCGCGAAUUUAUUCGCUUACCAAAUAAACAAGUACAAAGAAACAAACAGCAAUCAAUCAAGAUGGAUCCAGAGGCCUUCCUAGACAUCGCCAACCAGGUGGUGAAACUGAAAAUGUUUCCCUACUUCGACAUUGCGCACUGCGUCCUGUGCGCUCUGCACGUAAGGGAGGAUCUCGGCGCCGGAGCCACACAAUUCUCUCGUAAACAUCCGCUAGCAUGCUGGUUAUCCUAUAUGCUUGUGGUGUUCGCUGGUGGUAUGGUUGCGAGCGCCCUUUUGGCUGAGCCCAUUCUCGCCCCUUUGAAAAACACCCCACAACUGAUUGUUGCUACUCUAGUAUGGUAUGUUGUAUUCUACACUCCAUUUGAUAUCGGCUACAAGGUCUCAAAAUUCCUCCCAGUGAAGAUUGUGUGCUCGGCAAUGAAGGAAAUCUACCGUUGUAAAAAGGUCUACGAUGGUGUGACGCACGCCGCUAAACUGUACCCAAAUGCCUAUCUGAUAAUGAUCAUCAUCGGUACGCUGAAGGGCAACGGCGCUGGGUUCACGCGUCUCAUCGAGCGACUCAUCCGCGGCGUAUGGACACCCACCGCAAUGGAGUUUAUGCAGCCGAGCUUCUACACCAAGUCCUGCAUUGUAGCUUCAAUCAUAUUCAUCCUCGACAAAAAGACCGAAUUCAUCUCGGCUCCACACGCGCUCGUGUACUUUGGCAUUGUCAUCUUCUUCGUCUACUUUAAACUGUCUUCAAUCUUGCUGGGCAUUCACGAUCCAAUCGUACCCUUCGAGAAUCUCAUGUGCGCACUCUUCUUUGGAGGCAUCUGGGAUUCCCUGGCGAGAAUUUUGGGCAAGGGCCAGCCCAAGGAGGGUGAUGCAAAGGAUGCAAAGAAAACAAACUGAAACCAAAGCAUUGCACAAUCAAAACAAACACGUACAAUCAGGCAUGAAGAAUUUUAUAAAUGUGCGGAAGAAUUCUUCAUUCCUGCGUUACGACUGUUUCAACAUACAACGACUCCCAUUUUUUAUUGCAGAUGUUAAGUGAACCAAAAAUAUUUUAAAUAAAAUUGUAAAUAAUC
Dalotia coriaria is the source of this 1227-nucleotide messenger RNA. RefSeq names its product trimeric intracellular cation channel type 1B.1. The transcript has 5 exons. Gene Ontology annotation, cellular component: membrane. Gene Ontology annotation, molecular function: potassium channel activity; identical protein binding. The coding region runs from base 221 to 1051 and encodes 276 amino acids. The record is from RefSeq and is a predicted model, not a curated record. Lineage: Eukaryota; Metazoa; Arthropoda; Insecta; Coleoptera; Staphylinidae. Gene Ontology annotation, biological process: potassium ion transmembrane transport.